Molecule: messenger RNA, 4072 nt
Organism: Rhinolophus ferrumequinum (greater horseshoe bat)
Lineage: Eukaryota; Metazoa; Chordata; Mammalia; Chiroptera; Rhinolophidae
Gene: CDH4
Product: cadherin 4
Exons: 16
Coding region: 1258-3777 (839 amino acids)
Biological process (GO): homophilic cell-cell adhesion; cell-cell junction assembly; calcium-dependent cell-cell adhesion
Cellular component (GO): catenin complex; adherens junction; plasma membrane
Molecular function (GO): cadherin binding; calcium ion binding
Source: RefSeq, a predicted model, not a curated record
UGGCUGCUCGGAAGCCGGGGCAGCGCGGAGCCGUCCCUGGAGCCGGCGGGGCGCGCACACGCCCGGAGGGUCUCUCCCGGGCUUCCCCGGCCCUCGCCGGGCGCUCCCGCCGCACGCACCGCUGCAUCCAGCCGGCUCCCGCGCUCCGUGAAGCCUCCUGUGGUUGGCAAGAGCACGGAGCCGCGGGAGCAGCGGAGAGCGGCGGUGCUGAGCGGGGUGGGAGUGUGGGUGGUUGGGUGGGUGGGGGACGCAAGGAGCUCUGCCCUAAGCGGGACCCGCGGCGCAUCCCUCGGCCAACCCCAGGUCCGCGGCCGCUGCCCGGAGCUCGGCUCGCCCGCGCCAGGGCAGGCUGCCUGCUGGCGGAGCCGGCGCGCCCUCCCCUCGCCCGGGAAACGCGUGCCUCCGGAGUUGGCGAACCCACCCGGGCCGAGGCUGCGGGUGCGGGGACCUGGUGGCAGCGGGCCGGGGAUCAGGGUGCUGGGGACACCCUGUUUGGCCGCCCCUGCGGAGGGCUGGGGACUCGCGGCGCGGCUCCGCCUCGGUCCUCAUCCUCUGCGUGCCCGCAAGAACCGUCUCUGCGGGUGGGCGGCUGAUGCGGACCACGGGACACCCUCGCCGCCGAGUCCCCGCGGUGCGGGCUGGAGCGGGUGUCUGGCGGAGCCCUCGCUGAGCUGAGCAGGGCCGGGGAGCCAGGCGCCGGGCGAGCUCAGGGCGAGGGGAUCCCUGGAGCGUGGUCCCAGCUCUCGCCUGCUUCCCUCGGAGCCCACGAGCUGCUCUCCAGCCCGGCUCCGCGCCUGCUGGGGGCAGAGCUCCGGGGCCGGCGCGCAGGCUGCGCCGGGGGCGCCCCUGAGGGAGGCGCAGGGGCCGCGAGAGUUGCAGGAACCCCCUCUCGUGGCGGAUCGGCCUCGCUGCUCCUCCUGGGCCGCGCGGUGUAACCUCGGAAAUAAACCAGCGCCGCGGGCCAGGCCGCUCCUAGGCUGUGGGCGUGGGGUGAGCUCGGCACUCGCCGAGGGCGGCUCCAAACUUUCCUGGGCUAGUGCACCUCCCUGGCUUCCGUCUCCCUGGAGCUUCGUGCCGGAGGACUGAGCCGCGGCUCAUAAUGGGGAUCUUACAGCCAGGGAGAGCUGCAAGGCUGGGUUCUCCGAAGAAGAUUACACAGCAUUAAUCUCCCAGAAUAUUCUGGAAGGAGAGAAGGUCCUCAAAGUCAAGUUCAGCAGCUGUUUGGGGACCAAGGGGACACAAUAUGAGACCAGCAGCAUGGACUUCAAAGUCGGGGCAGACGGGACAGUCUUUGCCGCCCGAGAGCUGCAGAUCCCCUCGGAGGAGGUGGCCUUCACUGUGACAGCAUGGGACCGCCACACCGCCGAGCGAUGGGACACCAUGGUGCGGCUGCUGGUGGCCCAGACCUCAUCCACGCUCCCUGGACACAAGAAAGGGAAGAAGGCUGCAGCCCCGGCCCCUGCUGGACCUCUGAAUGACACGCUGCUGCCGUGGCCCCAGCAUCAGCUCACCAGCGGGUUGAGGCGACAGAAACGGGACUGGGUCAUCCCACCCAUCAAUGUGCCAGAAAAUUCGCGCGGGCCCUUCCCACAGCAGCUUGUGAGGAUCCGCUCCGACAAAGACAACGACAUCCCCAUCCGGUACAGCAUCACGGGAGUGGGCGCCGACCAGCCCCCCAUGGAGGUCUUCAGCAUCGAUUCCAUGUCCGGCCGCAUGUAUGUCACUCGGCCCAUGGACCGGGAGGAGCGCGCCUCCUACCACCUCCGCGCCCACGCCGUGGACAUGAAUGGCAAUAAGGUGGAGAACCCCAUCGACCUGUACAUCUACGUCAUCGACAUGAACGACAACCGGCCCGAGUUCAUCAACCAGGUCUACAAUGGCUCCGUGGACGAGGGCUCCAAGCCAGGAACCUACGUGAUGACAGUCACGGCCAACGAUGCUGACGACAGCACCACAGCCAAUGGUUUGGUGCGGUACCGGAUCGUGACCCAAACCCCACAGAGUCCAUCCCAGAACAUGUUCACCAUCAACAGCGAGACAGGGGACAUCGUGACAGUGGCGGCUGGCCUGGACCGAGAGAAAGUUCAGCAGUACACAGUCAUCGUUCAGGCCACAGACAUGGAGGGAAACCUUAACUAUGGCCUCUCGAACACAGCCACAGCCAUCAUUAUGGUGACAGACGUGAAUGACAACCCGCCAGAAUUCACCUCGAGCACCUAUGCAGGGGAAGUCCCCGAAAACCGGGUGGAGACGGUGGUCGCAAACCUCACUGUGAUGGACCGAGACCAGCCGCACUCACCAAACUGGAACGCCGUCUACCGCAUCAUCAGCGGGGACCCCUCGGGACACUUCAGCAUCCGCACGGACCCUGUCACCAACGAGGGCAGGGUCACCGUGGUGAAGGCUGUCGACUACGAGCUGAACAGAGCGUUCAUGCUGACCGUGAUGGUGUCCAACCAGGCGCCCCUGGCCAGCGGGAUCCAAAUGUCCUUCCAGUCCACGGCGGGGGUGACCAUCUCGGUCAUGGACGUCAACGAGGCCCCCUACUUCCCCUCGAACCACAAGCUGAUACGCCUGGAGGAGGGAGUGCCCACCGGCACCGUGCUGACCACGUUUUCAGCAGUGGACCCCGACCGCUUCAUGCAGCAGGCCGUGAGAUACUCAAAGCUGUCGGACCCCGCAAACUGGCUGCACAUCAAUGCCACCAACGGUCAGGUCACCACGGCGGCCAUCCUCGACCGCGAGUCCCUCUACGUCAAAAACAACGUCUAUGAGGCCACCUUCCUGGCAGCUGACAAUGGGAUCCCCCCAGCCAGUGGCACCGGGACCCUGCAGAUCUAUCUCAUCGACAUCAACGACAACGCCCCUGAGCUGCUGCCCAAGGAGGCGCAGGUGUGCGAGAAGCCCAGCCUGACGGCCAUCAACAUCACCGCGGCCGACGCCGACAUGGACCCGAACGUCGGCCCCUACGUCUUCGAGCUGCCCUUUGUCCCGGCCGCCGUGCGCAAGAACUGGACAAUCACCCGCUUAAACGGUGACUACGCCCAGCUCAGCUUGCGCCUCCUGUACCUGGAGGCCGGAAUGUACGACGUUCCCAUCACUGUCACAGACUCUGGGAACCCCCCCCUGUCCAACACAUCUGUCAUCAAAGUCAAGGUGUGCCCGUGCGACGAGAACGGCGACUGCACCACCGUAGGCGCUGUGGCGGCUGCUGGUCUGGGUACCGGCGCCAUCGUGGCCAUUCUCAUCUGCAUUGUCAUCCUGCUGACCAUGGUCCUGCUGUUUGUCAUGUGGAUGAAACGGCGGGAAAAGGAGCGUCACACGAAGCAGUUGCUCAUCGACCCCGAGGACGACGUGCGUGACAACAUCCUCAAGUACGACGAGGAGGGCGGCGGUGAGGAGGACCAGGACUACGACCUCAGCCAGCUGCAGCAGCCAGAGGCCAUGGAGCAUGUACUAAGCAAGGCGGCCGGCGUGCGGCGGGUGGACGAGCGGCCUGUGGGCGCCGAGCCCCAGUACCCGGUCAGGCCUGUGGUGCCCCACCCGGGGGACAUCGGCGACUUCAUCAAUGAGGGACUUCGAGCAGCCGACAACGACCCCACCGCACCCCCCUACGACUCCCUGCUGGUCUUCGACUACGAAGGCAGCGGCUCCACGGCGGGCUCGGUCAGCUCCCUGAACUCGUCCAGCUCGGGGGACCAGGACUACGACUACCUGAACGACUGGGGGCCCCGGUUCAAGAAGCUGGCGGACAUGUACGGGGGAGGCGAGGACUAGCCAGCCUCACGUCCCCGGACAAAGUGGGACCAGCACCCGGAAGGCGCCAGAGGAGCAGGCCUGCAGGAGGCCGCGGCCUCCCCGGCCCUGCGGACGUGUCAUUUAGUGGUGUGCCGGGGGUCUCUCCCCGCCCCCGCCCCCAACACAGCUGUCUGGCAUGAACACUUCUGGCCCCGGCGCACCCCGCCGCCCAUACGGUAGCUGACCUAUCACUAAAGGAGAGCGAGAGGCACUCGGUCUUAACUUGAAUUUCUUAGAACAGAAGCACUGUUUUUAAAAAAAAAAAAAAAAAAAA